GAGUAAGUCUAAAGACACACCCUACUGUAGGCUGUUUAGCAGCAGUUUAUCCUCCUCAACAGCUUUUAGAAGAGGAACGACACUUUUAAUGAACUAAGGAACUAUGGCGAAAACUAUUAAAGAUCACCUGCAAGAUACUUUUGAUGAUCUGGGGGAGGAAAAUCAGAAAAAGUUUAAAAGCAAACUGUGCGACCGGAAGACAGAGCCUCGCGUACGACGAGCUGCAAUCGAAAAAGCUAAUGAUUCUAUAGAUCUCGCCGAUUUAAUGGUGAACACUUUCACAUCGACUGGUGCUGUUCCUGUAACAAUCGAAAUUUUACAAGCUAUUUGCUGUAAUCAACAAGCAACGGAGUUCAAAGAGAACACAGGACAAUUUUCUGUGCACGUGUAUGGAUGUGCAACGUGGAGAUUUACUGUAAGAGUAUCGUUAACUUUAACUUGUUUUUCAGCAGCUCCACUUGUUCCUUUACCAGGCCCAGGCGCUCCAUCUAAUGAGCACUUCAUCGACAGGAAUCGGACAAAGCUGAUAAGACGAGUGCAUAAUGUAGAUGCCAUCCUAGAUGAACUUCUAGACAAGAAAGUCAUCACAGAGGAGGUUUACAGUAACAUCCGUGCUGAGAAAACCCCACAAAUCAAGAUGAGAGAAUUAUUAAUGGGCCCAAUUAAAUCUGCUGGCACUAAAGGGAAAGAUGCCUUAUACAACGCUCUCAAGGACACUGAUGUUUGCUUGUUAGAAGACCUGGAGCAUCAGUGAAAACGCCUGGAUAUUUUUACAUUUAAUGUUUUUUAUUUACUUGUUGUCUAAUUAGUAUACAGGAUACAUAACGAAAGCAAGGAACUUCCAUUUCACAAUAACAGCAAACAAAUGGUGUUUUAACAUUUUAACUUGCCAUUGUUUGAAUGUUGUUUCCCAUACUUUUUUCUUAUCUUUUUAUCACCAGUCAAUAAACAAGCAAAUCAAGAAACCAGAUGAUUUUUAUUUUAUUUUCCGCAAACCAUUUUCGUUUUUUCAGACUGAUGUAAUUCACGAUUAAAAUGUUUAUUUAUUCAGACUCUUUAUAUUCCUUAUUCAACUUUGCAUAUAAUGUCUUAUGAAUACAAUAUGUUGUAUUUGUUUUUAUUGCUAUGUGAGCUUAGUCAAUGCAAUGCUAUACUACUGUAGAAAUGCCACUAGAAAUAUACAGAGGUUUAUAUUGGCUGCAAGACUAGUCCUCCUCACCAUCCUCAUUAUUAAAAGAAUAGUUCACCUCAAAAUGAAAAUUUACUCUCCCUCUGGUAAUCC
Sinocyclocheilus grahami is the source of this 1282-nucleotide messenger RNA. It is a transcript of the gene pycard, whose product is annotated as PYD and CARD domain containing. Gene Ontology annotation, biological process: innate immune response; regulation of apoptotic process; inflammatory response. The transcript is spliced from 3 exons. NCBI's taxonomy places the organism in Eukaryota, Metazoa, Chordata, Actinopteri, Cypriniformes, Cyprinidae. The record is from RefSeq and is a predicted model, not a curated record. Bases 104 to 754 code for a protein of 216 amino acids.